UGGAUAUACUGUCAAAACAUUUGACAAUUUGCAAACCUAAGCGAUUGAUAAUCUAUCCUCAAUAUUUUUAGUCGCCAAAAGUUAGCAGGAUUUAGAACGAUCAUAGACAACUGACCCUAGUCAGUUAAUCGGCAGCAGAGGCUUUCGUCGCAAUUGUUCUAAUUUCAAGGAUAACGAAAAGUGGACAUUUUCAACACGGAAAAGUGUAUUUUGUUUUUUUCCUCUUCUGUUUAGUUGAGUUAAAGUUCUAGAUAGUGCUUCACUAUUAAGUGAAUAGUCAAUCGGACAAGGAGGAUGGCUGCUGAAAUUAAACCAGCGCCGCGUAGUGCAAAUGAUCGCUUUAGUACCACCAAAAAGCCGGAACUGCUGAACAAACUAGAAGGUUGCAAUGAUGACGUGAACGCAGCGCUGCUAAUUCCCGGAGAGGAAGGUGUUAUCAGUGUCUGUGAUGACAAGACGAUUCGAGUGUGGCUGAAACGUGACUCCGGUCAGUAUUGGCCCUCGAUUUGCCAAUAUAUGCCGUCAGGUUGUACCUCUUUGUUCUACACCCCGGAAACUAGAACGUUGUUUAUUGGCCAAGAGAAUGGGACUAUUUCGCAAUUUACUCUAUCCGACGAUUGCAAUAGAUUGACACCGAUUAAAGAGUACCUUGCGCACCAAGCGCGUAUUACGAAUGUCAUUUUUGCUAAACAUACAGGAUGGAUUCUGUCCGCGGGACGGGACAAAUUCUUCGCUUAUCAUAGUACCGAAACUGGAGAGCGUUUGGGUUGUUUCACAUUUGAGGCGAUGUGUACUGCGAUGCAAUACGAUUCCCUUUCGAAGUACGUUUUUGUAGGUGAUUAUAGUGGGCAAAUUACGAUGCUUAAGCUAAGUUCCACAGGUGCCACUGUAGUGACCACCAUGAAGGGUCACGCAGGUUCAGUGCGUGCGUUAUAUUGGGCCGAAGGACCUCAGUUGUUGUUUAGUGGUUCGUAUGACCAAACCGUGAUUGUAUGGGAUGUCGGGGGCAAACGAGGAACUACCUAUGAACUACACGGCCACAACAAUAAAGUGUCCUCGCUAACGUACGCAUGUAACACGCAGCAGUUGAUCUCGGCAGGAGAAGAUUCAGUUAUCGUGUUCUGGGAGAUGAACGCCAUGCGGAAAGUCGCUCCGGAAUGGGUGGAGUCCGACACAUGCCAACUGUGUACUAGGGCCUUCUUCUGGAACCUGCGGGCGAUGAUCGACCAGAAGCAGAUCGGUAUUCGGCAGCAUCACUGCCGCUAUUGUGGCAAAGCGGUGUGUGACAAGUGUUCGACCAAUCGCAUCAACAUUCCCAUUAUGGGAUUCGAGUUCGAUGUGCGUGUGUGCGAAGGAUGUUUCCAGCGGUUGAAGAGUGAAGAGCGACCAUCGCUAGCAACGUUCCACGACGCCAAACACAGCAUCGUAGCGAUGGACCUAGACGAGCCACGGAAAAGAUUGCUGACCGUCGGCCAGGAUCGUAUCAUCAAAAUAUGGGACUUAUCUUCGAUUUGGCCUUAAAGGAACGACUCGCCAUCUUCCAAACAGGUAAAGGGAGUUUUGUUAACACAAUUCGAUGAUUUUGGGUAUUGGUUAGCCAGUUUCUCAAACAAAGACAUGAAAUCACUGUACUAUUUACACUCUUACUAGCCGUUCUCGGAACGUUAUGGUUAUGUUAUGUUUUUGCUCGGUAAAUAACAAUAAUCGCUUCUGGAGUAAGGCAGGCAACUGGCGUACUUUCUAGUGUAGCAUAAAUCUGAAGUUACAAACUUUUCACAGCCCGAGUAGAAACGAUUGGAUGAAUGUUUUAAAUAGCAUUAUGCUGUACACGAAUUACUACAACACAUCUUUGAAAAUAAACACAAUAACUGAACAACUCUCGUACUCUGUGCGGACAAUGGGAGGUUCUUGUUGAGUGUAAACCUAACUGUAAACAUUAACAAUAAACUCUGAUGAUAGUACAUAAUAAGGCAACGUAACUAGCGGAUGUAUAUGUUUAGCUUCUAAUAUCUUAUUGUAUGCUCGACUUAACGCGGUUAAGUUUAUUAUUGGAAUUGUAUUCAAUGUUAUAUUUUGCAAACAUUUAUUAAGAUCAGGUAUUUUUGUUUCCAUUUUAAAUAAAUAUCUAUCGGCGUCUUGCAUUCAGCCAUUCGGAGCUAAAGUGAUUCAAUCGAAAGCUAUUGUUUUGUCAAAACCUCCAUUGUCAACCAUCUAGACAGGUCUGGUGCUUUUGAUGUUCAUGGUAGGAAAUAAUAUGGGAAAUGUCUUCAAAUGAAUAUUUAGUGGAGAGUAAGAUAAAUGUGUAAUAAUAGAACGAUACAAUGAUGCAAACGGCCCUAGAGUGGUAAUCCCGAACCCAUGCAGAAGACGCAUGUAUAAAUAACGAAAGUAUGUAUAUUGAUAGAUUAAUGAUAAAGAAAAAUAAAGAUAUAUCAUCAUUCUUUCGUUUUGAAAACAUUA
Molecule: messenger RNA, 2460 nt
Organism: Topomyia yanbarensis
Lineage: Eukaryota; Metazoa; Arthropoda; Insecta; Diptera; Culicidae
Gene: Wdfy2
Product: WD repeat and FYVE domain-containing protein 2
Exons: 5
Coding region: 295-1521 (408 amino acids)
Molecular function (GO): metal ion binding; protein binding
Source: RefSeq, a predicted model, not a curated record